Molecule: messenger RNA, 4989 nt
Organism: Oncorhynchus masou masou (cherry salmon)
Lineage: Eukaryota; Metazoa; Chordata; Actinopteri; Salmoniformes; Salmonidae
Gene: efr3bb
Product: EFR3 homolog Bb (S. cerevisiae)
Exons: 23
Coding region: 480-3125 (881 amino acids)
Biological process (GO): protein localization to plasma membrane
Cellular component (GO): plasma membrane
Source: RefSeq, a predicted model, not a curated record
AUCUCGUAGUGCACUGAAAGCCAAGGCACCCAGGCUGUUCUCUGUUAGCUCCUCCACUAGCUGAAGAAGAAACACAGGACAGAGACUCUGAGGGAGACAAGUUGUCUUCGGCAGAGGCCAUAAGGGCUGUGUGAGUGUGUGUCUGUGAAAUUCUUCACAUUGGUUGGAGCUGUAUGGAGGGUGUGUGUGUGUGGUGUUUUGUUGCUGAGGUUUAAGCUGGUGCGUAUGUGUGAAGGGCGUGUUGUUCGUGGUCAAUCCAUGUGUUAAGGAUUUGACAAGGUGGGUUAUGGAUAUGUGUGUUUCUGUGUUAAGAAAUGAACAGUCUUUAGUUAGUGUUGUCCGUGACACUACAGGCUUGUUUGAGGCUCUGAGCGGUUGUGUAGAUUUACGACAGGACUGAUUUGUAUGCAAGACUAGAGAGUAAUUUUUUUGUCUUGUCAUUGGAACUUGAUUUUAUAUAGCCUAGCUUAUGUGUUUGUAUGUGUUCCAGCGUAUCAGUGUGUGUUUUUGUGCGAGAAUUUGCUUCUGUGUGUGAGAGACUAGCUGUGUGCUUGAGUGUGUGUGAGCCGGUGUGUGUGUGUGUACCCACCAUGCCCCUGCCUGUGCCCGAUGUCCCGGCCUCUCGGAGGCUGACACUGGACUGUCGUUUCCUCCUGGAUCAUCGCGUUGGCAGGGGGGUGUGUGGUUGCUGUGGGGCUCUGAGGCCCCGCUACAAGAGACUGGUGGACAACAUUUUCCCAGAGGACCCAGAGGACGGGUUGGUGAAGGCUAACAUGGAGAAGUUGACGUUCUAUGCCCUGUCAGCUCCAGAGAAGCUGGACCGUAUCGGGGCCUACCUGUCAGAGAGGCUCUCUAGGGACGUGGCUAGGCACCGCUAUGGGUAUGUGUGUAUAGCUAUGGAGGCUCUGGAUCAGUUGCUGAUGGCGUGCCACUGUCAGAGCAUCAACCUGUUUGUGGAGAGUUUCCUUAAGAUGGUCCGUAAACUGCUGGAGGCCGACAAACCCAACCUACAGAUCCUGGGAACCAACUCUUUUGUGAAGUUUGCCAACAUUGAGGAGGACACUGCUUCUUAUCAUCGCAGCUAUGAUUUCUUUGUUUCGCGCUUCAGCGAGAUGUGUCACUCCAGCUACGAGGACCCAGACAUCCGCACCAAGAUCCGUAUGGCUGGGAUAAAUGGUCUGCAGGGGGUUGUGAGGAAGACGGUGAAUGAUGAUCUACAGUCUAACAUCUGGGACCCCCAGCACAUGGACAAGAUCGUCCCCUCACUGCUCUUCAACCUGCAGAGUGGAGAGGGCACUGAGAGCCGCUCCCCCUCUCCCCUGCAGGCGUCGGAGAAAGAGAAGGAGAGUCCGGCAGAGCUGACGGAGCGCUGCUUCAGAGAGCUGCUGGGACGGGCUGCCUACGGCAACAUCAAGAACGCUGUCACACCAGUACUCAUGCACUUAGAUAACCACUCUCUGUGGGAGGGGAAGACCUUUGCAGUCCGCUGCUUUAAGAUCAUCAUGUACUCUAUCCAGUCGCAGCACUCUCACCUGGUCAUCCAGCAGCUGCUAGGUCACCUGGAUGCCAACAGUAAGAAUUCAGCCACAGUGCGUGCUGGGAUAGUGGAAGUCCUCCUGGAGGCUGCAGCCAUUGCUUCCAGUGGCUCUGUAGGCCCCACUGUGUUGGAGGUGUUUAACACUCUGCUAAGGCAGCUGCGUCUCAGUGUGGACUACGAGCUGACCGGCUCCUACGACGCCAGCGGAAACAUUGGCAUCAAGAUCAUCAAAACACAUGAGGAGAGACAGCUACAGGAAGCCGUCAUCAGGACUAUUGGGUCGUUUGCAAACACCCUCCCUACAUACCAGCGCUCCGAGGUCAUGCUCUUCAUCAUGGGCAAGAUUCCUGUACCAGGGGUACACCCCGCACUCACAAACGCAGGCUCAGGGGGUUGUGAAGGGACCAGGAUGAUCCAGAUCAUGCUGCUGAAGUCACUGGUUCAGGUGACGACAGGGUUCCAGACCACCAACAUGCUGACGGCGCUGCCCAACUCCUUCCUGGAGCCGCUGCUGUCCUUCUCUCUGAUGGAGGACCCGGAGGUCAGACUGCUGGUGCUCACCAUCCUCCUCAGUGUUAUAGACAGACACGACAACACACCCAAGUUCUCCAGCAUCAGCAUUAUUUCAGAUAUCUCUGUUCUCAAACUGAAAGUGGAUAAGUGCUCUCGACAGGACAACCUUUUCAUGAAAAAGCAUGCACAGCAGUUGUACCGCCACAUCUACUUGGCGUGUAAGGAGCAGAGCAGUGGUCCACAGCACUUUGAGACGCUUUACACACUGCUGGCCCUCAUCAGCAUGGAACUGGCCAACGAAGAGGUGGUGGUAGACCUCAUCAGACUGGCCCUGGCCCUGCAGGAGUUGGCUCAAACCAACGAGGAGUCUCUGUCAGUCUAUAACCGCUGUGCUGUCCAUGCCCUCUCUGCUGCCUACCUCAACCUCAUCUGUCAACUCACCACCGUCCCCACCUUCUGUCAGCACAUACACGAGGUGAUUGAGAUGAGACAGAAGGAGGUACCCUUCCUUCUCCCUGAGGACGUCUUCAUAGAAAACCCCAAGCUCCCUGCCUCUCUGGAGAAGUUGGAGGGGGAUGUUCUGUUCCAGCAGUCUAAGAUCACAGAAGUCUUGGGGGGCAGCGGCUACAACACAGACAGGCUGGCCACACCCUACAUCCCUCAGUUCACAGACGAGGACCGUCUGUCCAAGAGGAAGAGCAUUGGAGAGACCAUCUCACUACAGGUGGAGGUGGAGUCUAGGAACAGCCCAGAGAAAGAGGAGAGGACUCCAGCAGAGGAGAUCACAUUUGAAACUCUGAAAAACGCCAUUGUGGACAGUGUGGGGAUGGAGGAGCAGGAGAGAGAGCGCAGGAGGCAGGUAGUGGAGAAGUUCCAGAAGGCCCCCUUCGAGGAGAUAGCUGCCCACUGCGGUGCCAGGGCCACGUUGCUGCAGAGCAAACUCAAUCAGAUCUUUGAGAUCACAAUCCGACCCCCUCCCAGCCCGUCUGGCACCAUCUCAUCAGGCUACGGCCAGACCCAGAGCCGCUCGGUGCCCGUCUACGAGAUGAAGUUCCCUGACCUCUGUGUCUACUAGCCCUAAAGGUCAGGGGUCACCCUAGGAGGAGAGGGGAACAGGGGGUGUGGAGCUACAGCAGCCCUCGGUGUUAAAACAACUACAGACACUGUGACCUGUUCCCCCUGCUCCCCAUUCUCAUUCUGUCAAGAGCUACUGACAUGACUGACCAUGUGUUUUUUGCACUGUGAUCGCAGACUAAACAAAGACAAACAAAAAGGCAGCAGUGUGAGAUAUUGACCCUUUGCUCGACCCCUCCCCCCCAUCCUAAAAAUUCCCAUAUGACUGCCACCGGCUUGGAUUAGACUGUAGCCAGAAAGACCGUGGAGAAGAACAAUGGAUGGAUAGAACAGGGAGGAGAAAACAUAGUGAUCCCCAGUUUUAACCUUCUUUUCCCCCUGAUGAACUUGCUGCAUGCCCACCACUCUAAACAUCACCCUUGAGCCCGUUACUAGUGUCUAGUCGUUGUCCCAGUUUAUCCCUCACUGGAUGCAUUACUACCCAAAGUGCACCAACAACAAAAUGGCUAAUUGCCAAAUGUAACAAAAUCAAAUGUUCUCAUUAGUUUUAUUGUAUUGCAAUUAUUUUGUUUUUCAGUACUGGAAAGGGACAAUGUUACAUACCUGGCAAUGGAAGCUGUAAUGAAAAAUGUAUGGAAUCUAGUGUUUUAGUUUUCAGUGGGAUGACUACUUCUGAAACACUAUCCCCACUCCCUGCUCAGACCAUUCAGUUCAAGUCAACGGUGCAUUGUGUUUGCUUGGUGCUUUUCAUGUCUUUUUAGGUUUUUAUUUUGAGUCUCUGGGGUGAGAACUCCAGAGUAUUUUUUUGUGUCGCUGCGUGUUUGCCGGGUGUGCUUUUGAUGCUGACCCAAACUAUCUUCAUUUUGUAUUUUUUACCCCCUUGCCUUUUAAAUGUUGUAUAUUGUAAUCCAUGAUUUGACUGCACCGGUUAAAGUGUGUGACGUGUGUGCUGUCCUCUGAAAUGUGAGAGUGCCCUACAGGUGACAGCAGAACUAGAUUCAACCAGUCCAACCGUUCAUAAAGCCAGUCAUAGCGUUCCCACUUUGUGAGGAUCUGAAGAGUGUACAGUUAUGUCUACAUGCUCAAACACUAGCAUGUGGGUCGUUCCAUCAAUACGGUGCCUUUUGAGAUGUGGAACUUGGUUAAAAGAAACUUCUGAUUUCACCUAAUUUGAACAUUGUUGUAAAGAGUAAGAGAUACUAAUAAUACUAUAUAUAGUAAGGGCCUAUUAAGUGGCAAAUAAAGUAACAGGAUUGACGAUUUCAUUUUAAAUCAGCCACAAAUCCCGUUACAAGGGAAUUGUACGCUUGUUGUGUGCAACAGGGAGGGGCAAUUGCAUGGAAGCUUCACAUGUUUUUGUUAAAACAUUUCUAGCCUGUCCAUAUGGGUCACAGGCUUGACGUGUUAUGCUCGACCCACUCAGUGUUCACCACAAAACACCAGAAAAUGGCCAAAAAGAGUGGAACCAGCUCACCUGCUCUUACAUUACGAUUUGACUAUUAGAUGGUCAACAUUUCUUGAGAUGUUUUUUUUUUUCAAAGGAAUAGUUUCACCAUAUUCAGUUCACAUAACAAGGUUAACCAUAAAAUGAGGAACAUGUUGUUUUUUUACCUUAAAAUGAAUCACUAAUCACAUGAAAUAAAUGAUCAUCUUCAGAAAUGACUUUGUCAAAGCAACAAGGGCUUUGAUGGUGAAAACCUUUGUGGGGUUAAGUAUGUUAAACUCUUCCUGGAAGUCAGAGGGUGCAAGGAAGGACAUGUUAAAAUGCUGAAUUUUGGCACUUUAGCAAGUCUUUAUUCAUAUACAAAAAUAUGUAUUUUAGUUCUCCAUAUGGUCUAUAAUAAAGGGCACUUCAUUGACUAUAA